GUGGCCAGUUCCCUAGCUUGCGGACGAUGACAGAAUUGGUGGUUCUUGUGAUCCUCUUAAUCAUGUCUAAUCUUGGAACUUCACAGUCGAACAACAACAGUACGAAUACUACAAACACACCCAUUAGAUUAUCCUGCGGUAUUAACCCUGUGACGUCUUCAUCAAGUAUUUUCAGUAGCCUUGAUUCUACGAUUACUGAGCUCAGAAGCCAAUUGUGGAAUAAAGAUGUAUAUUUUGCUCGAGCACAUGAUCUGAGGAGCCUGGACUUGGUGUAUGGAUUAGCCCAGUGUAGGAACUACCUUUCCGCAGCCCAGUGUGUUGCUUGCUUUGAUGCCGCAGUAUCUGCAAUCAAAACCUGCUCUUCUGUUACUGGUGCUUACGUUUUUCUCGACAACUGCUUUCUCAGGUUCGAAAACUAUCCUGAAUUUUACGAAGAUCCCCAAGCAAAGAUGGAUGUUAAGAUAGCUCCAACCCUGAUAUGUGGCAAUCAAUUAGCAUCUCAGACAACAAUUUUUAACCAAAUAGUGGGAGAGCUGUUGUCAGACAUUCAGGUUGCUACUCCGAGAACCUCAAAUUUCUAUGUAGCAUCCACAAAGCGACUCCCAAGUGGCAAUACAACAAUAUAUGCAAUUGCACAGUGUGUUGAAAGCGUGACUCAGCCCAUUUGCGAACAAUGCAUGAAUAUAUCAUAUAACAAUCUCAACAGUUGUCCACCAAGUAAAGAAGGAAGGACGCUUGACUUUGGGUGCUUUCUGAGGUAUUCUCAGACUCCAUUUUUUCAAGAUAACCAGACAACCAACAUCGUACAUUUCCUAAGUAAAGGGAGUUCAAGAAAAUUAGGUAUGAUAAUUGGAGCAAGUGUUGGUGUAGGUAUCAUUUUGCUUAUCAUUGCUUCGUCCUUGUGGUAUAAACUACGGAAGAAGCCAAAAAUUGAUGAAGGUAAGCAUGAGUUGGAAAGGGUAAAAGCUUACAAAUAUACAGAUUUGCGGUCGGCAACUCAUAAUUUCAAGGAAGAAUAUAAAAUAGGAAAAGGAGGAUACGGUGAAGUAUUCAAGGCUGUUCUAGACAAUGAGAAUGUAGUGGCAGUGAAGAAGCUCCAUGAUGGUGAUGGACCCCAAGUACUUCUUGUCCUAGAAUACAUGCCACAAGGCAGCCUUGACAAAUUCUUAUGGGGUGAAAAGAGAGGAACUCUGAAUUGGAGACAACGCUUUGACAUUAUGGUUGGAAUUGCUAGGGAUUUCGGGUUGGCUAGGGAUCAACCCGAGGAUCAAAGUCACGUUAGCACCCUGUUUGCUGGGACACUAGGCUAUACUGCACCAGAGUAUGCAACCCACGGACAGUUAUCAGAGAAAGUUGACACUUACAGCUUUGGCAUUGUGGCCCUUGAAAUCAUCAGUGGUCGGAGGGGGACUGCUGUCAACUUAGAUCCACAUGGAAAUAAUUACCUCCUUGAACAUGCAUGGGAGCUGUAUGAGAGUGGGAUGCAUAUUGAGCUGGUUGAUAAGGCAUUAGAUCCAAAUGAGUAUGAAGAAGAGGAUAUGAUGAAUAUGAUAGAGAUUGCUUUAUUGUGCACUCAGUCACCUGCUAAUCUAAGACCAAUCAUGUCAGAAGUUGUUUUAAUGUUGUCCAGUGGGGGAUCAUUUAGACGAUUACAGAUGACCAGGCCUACUGUCAUUCAUCAUAAUAGGAGGAUUCAUGUAGAUGCUAAAGGAUUACAGAAGAUGUAAAGUUUUUUGUACAUAUAUAUUUAUCAAUUAUAUUAAGCCACGACUGAAACAGGGUUACCAAGUUUCUAGAACAAAUAUGAU
Molecule: messenger RNA, 1808 nt
Organism: Lactuca virosa
Lineage: Eukaryota; Viridiplantae; Streptophyta; Magnoliopsida; Asterales; Asteraceae
Source: the annotation of a GenBank genome assembly